Molecule: messenger RNA, 303 nt
Organism: Salvia splendens (bonfire salvia)
Lineage: Eukaryota; Viridiplantae; Streptophyta; Magnoliopsida; Lamiales; Lamiaceae
Product: bZIP transcription factor 53-like
Exons: 1
Coding region: 1-303 (100 amino acids)
Biological process (GO): positive regulation of DNA-templated transcription
Cellular component (GO): nucleus
Molecular function (GO): DNA-binding transcription factor activity; transcription cis-regulatory region binding
Source: RefSeq, a predicted model, not a curated record
AUGAAGAAGCAGAAGCAUCUGGGCGAUCUGGCGGCGGAGGUCGCUCUCCUCUCCAAACAAAAUAGCCACAUCUCCAACAGCAUCAAUGCCGCCACGGACCAAUGUGUCAAAAUUGAGGCGCACAACUCGGUCCUCAGAGCUCAAAUGACGGAGCUCUCUCAGAGGCUCCAUUCCCUCGCCCAAAUAUUGACUCACGCCGACGAACUUCAGAUCGCCGAUGCUUUGUGGAACAAUUGCUGGGGGAGCACACACAAGCACCCAAUCAUGGCUGCUGCUGAAACUCACCUGUUUCAUUAUUGUUGA